AACUUUAAAAGAAAAAGAAAAAUCAACAAAAUGACUUCAAAGAAUCGUCACUUUCAGAAUGGCUGUUGUGUCUGUCUGCCACAAACCUCCCCCCUCCCCUGGCUCUUGUGGUAUUCGCUGCAGCUCAUAUAACAAGACAGAGAUGAAACUGUUCUGACAUUUCUGAGAAAGACAACGGAGUUACAUGAAGGCAGUCUGGUCCAACAGGGUGAAGAAUGAGCCUUCGACACUUUCCACUUCACCUCAUGGAAACUAUGAAAAGCUGGAGCUCACUUCAUCAUUACAUCGUUGUGUUUAUGUUCCUUACAACAGUCAGCAAAGCGUGUGAGGCUCCUUCCAGUCCUGAAUGCUUCAGAAGAAACGCUGACGAGUCCGUUUACGUGUGUGAGUGGAGCAUGAACACGACUGAGAGCGACGUGAGAUUUGACCUUUACUUUAACAAAACUAAAUUUAGGAACAUUAAGGAGACUUCAUCUCAGAUCAAUGAGGAACUGCUGAUCAAAUAUCGUCCUGUUUACAUUUGGGUGGAAGCUCGAGCAGAGAACUCCAGCUGCACGUCCACCAGGAGAUCCGUCGUCCUCGGGCACACAGUUAAGUAUGAAACACCACGGAAUAUUUCCACAUCCUGGUUAAAAAACAACCUCAACUUAAGCUGGAUGGCUGCAGAGAAGCAUGCGGCUUUAGCCGAGAUCUGGUUCAGACGACAUGAACGCCCCACAGAAACAUGGCAAACAUUACAGAGAACGACAAAUACCACCAGCGACACUUUAACGCACCACAUCAUUGUGUUGAAUCUGUUGAAGGAUUCAGCUUACCAGGUUCGGAUCAGACAUCGGUCCACUCAGGCCCCCAACCCACUGUGGAGCGACUGGUCUCCAGUUGUCACUGUCCCUGCAGAACUUGAACAAAAACCUGAAGUCAGCAUGACAACAACACUUUUAAAUGGCACUCGAAAGGUGACGCUAACAUGGAAGCCAAUCCUUCAUGCAGCUGCGGUUGGAGGAGUGGAGUACAUUGUGGAGGACACACAGUCUUCAGCUGGAUGUCCUUGUGAGAAAAACAGACAUCACAUCAGCACCACCGACAACAAACACACUACUUAUGUCUCGUUCUCUGCCGCCAACAUCUCCGUUAUCGGCAGAAACGCAGCAGGGUUUUCUCCACCAGCAAUCGUACAAAUACCAGCCAAACCUGCAGCAGGUUUAAAAAUUUGUGACAAAAUGUUACUGGACGAAAAAUUAAACAAGAAAACUUGCCUUGAAUGGUACAAGCUUCAAGAUGGAGAGUCAGUGCCAGGUAACGUCAUCACCUUAGCUGGGACCAAGAAGAAAAAAGACAGGGAGCAAAUAAAAACAAAACUAGAGGACUACGUUGGCUACCUUCACUUUGAACACAGAUGUCAAGACGGGAAACCACAGACAGUUAAAAUCUGCCUCUUUUAUAAAACAGAGGGUGUUCCACUCAUAAAACCUCAGGAUUUCACUGCUUUUGGUGAGACUCAGACCUCUGCUAACUUUUCUUGGGAAGCAAUUCCCUCAGUGGAGCAGCGAGGUUUCCUCACACACUACAGCCUCUGCAGCGUGAAAAUCAGCCUGCAGGAAGAGCCCAAAGGUGUGAAGUCACUUUUAUUUACUCAUCUUUAA
Molecule: messenger RNA, 1643 nt
Organism: Centropristis striata (black sea bass)
Lineage: Eukaryota; Metazoa; Chordata; Actinopteri; Perciformes; Serranidae
Gene: il12rb1
Product: interleukin 12 receptor subunit beta 1
Exons: 11
Coding region: 216-1643 (475 amino acids)
Biological process (GO): cytokine-mediated signaling pathway
Cellular component (GO): external side of plasma membrane
Molecular function (GO): cytokine receptor activity; protein binding
Source: RefSeq, a predicted model, not a curated record